AUGUGGCUUUUCCGUUAUUUGAACAAAUCGAUAGACAGUGGCAUCAAUCGAAUAACAGAAAUCUCAGUCCAUCAUCUCUAUUGGAUCCAAAUUCUUCGUCUCAUUUGUCUCUCACAACCAAAAGAAUUCUCAAUUGCUGAGGUUGAUAAAGCGACAGAAUCCCUCAGGCAGGCUAAUCAAAUCAUAAAGAAGCUUGUGAUCGGCUCGUUUGCACCGAAAUUUCUCUUUGUUUCUCGAUUCAUCACUUCGUUUCUUUCGACACAAAUGAUUUAUGGAAGAUUGUUGGGAGGACUUGGGCAUUUUCUUGUUGGCACCGAAUUGUUGACGAACCAAGAAGCGUGUGAGAAAGCGCUACAAGUGUUCUGUGAGGAUCCGUUUAUUGGACUCGACGUAUUAGGUAACCUCACCAUGUCGUCCAAGAGGAAGAAAAACUAUAGUUCGGACGAAGAAAGAGAUGAAGUCGAUUGGCAGAGGAAAUAUCGAAAGAUGAGUAAGGAGUUUUACAAGAAGAUGAAGCGGCUGAGAGAAUCUCGGGAAGAGUGUAAUAUGAAGUGCGAGGAGCUGCGUGAAAUGUCUUCGAAGAAUGAUGAGCUGGAAUUCCGAUUGAAACGUGGUAACGGAACACUCCUUCGAUCCCAGUCAAUGCUGAAUGUGAGAGGUGUUAUCGAGUUUCUCGAGGGGGAACAGGAAAUGCCGGAUUCCGUGAGACAGAGUGAUCGACACGACCGAUGGGAAUGGAUCUUCGAUAAUGAUAGCAAUACACAAUUUGUCUUUGGGAAGCUGGUCACUGGAAACGGGUAUUUGUUGAAAGCAAAGGCGAUCUCCUCAUUGUCAGAGGCCUCGAUAUCGAUUAAAUUCGUUCUUUUGAUGCUUUCACGACAAGAGGAUAAAGGAAAUGCGGAGAAACGCUCAAAGUUGACCACCAAAAUCCAGAAGAACGUGUUUCAAGAAGAAGCGUACAUUGCCAAGGAUCCGGCAUUAUCGAACGCUCAACGUGAUUCGGAAGCCGUUUCGGCACAACGCUACUGGAUUGCCAUGGGAACUAGGACCGAUAUUGUUUCUGAUAAGGUAAAUUUUAUUUGCAAUACAAAUUCAAUCCAUUUAUUCCUGGCUCGUCUCAUCUCAGAAACGCUGAACGAUAGGAAAUCGACAUUCUCGAUGAAAGAAAAGACGCUCCCCCUGUGCAAUGCCAAAUUGAAACAUGACGAGAACGGAAUCGACGAGAAGCAGCUGGAUUCAUUGAUCGAGAUUCUCAACGGUUGGACUGGACCAAAGAAAGUCAAUAAGGCGGCAGGAUUUGCCAUUUUACUUAAAAACAACAGCACGACGGCCUCGCGUUCGACCGAUGUCGUUGAGUGGACGACCGAAAGGAAACGAUGCUUUAUUGGUCUGUACUCUCAUUUCGGUGCAACGGAUUGUCGACAAAUUUGCAUCUUUUUUGCGCCACACUUCACGGCGAUUCUCCUGCAUUUCUCGCGGCUUUCAGCUCGCUUUGUGGAUCAAAUAACGGAGAAGGACGCAAACGCUUCUCUACUUGCCGCAGCCCAAGCUUUACCAUCACACCAAUCGAUCGCUUUAAAGAAUACUGUCCAA
Messenger RNA from Mesorhabditis belari, 1593 nucleotides. The record is from the annotation of a GenBank genome assembly. NCBI's taxonomy places the organism in Eukaryota, Metazoa, Nematoda, Chromadorea, Rhabditida, Rhabditidae.